This is a messenger RNA of Clupea harengus (Atlantic herring), 5155 nucleotides long. It is a transcript of the gene tgfbrap1, whose product is annotated as transforming growth factor, beta receptor associated protein 1. NCBI's taxonomy places the organism in Eukaryota, Metazoa, Chordata, Actinopteri, Clupeiformes, Clupeidae. The record is from RefSeq and is a predicted model, not a curated record. Gene Ontology annotation, biological process: intracellular protein transport; vesicle-mediated transport; autophagy. Gene Ontology annotation, molecular function: protein binding. Gene Ontology annotation, cellular component: cytoplasm; membrane.
UUUAGGCGGUUCAUCCACGUGACCGGAUAUACUUGCAAUGUAGCAGGAAACAUUUGCCCGUAGUGAGAGGGGAGUGGAGAGAGGAGUGAGGAAGCGGGGAGGCCGUGAAAAGCUGCCGUCACCUAACACAUAGCCAAUGUUUUUACGGAUGGGGUAUGGCAUGCCUGACUUUACCAAUUCACCUGUCGCACCACUUGACAAGCCGCAAGAGACCUGGAUGUGUGAGGCAUCAUGAGCGUGAAGGCCUUUGAGCUGGUGCCCGUGGUGGAGCGUGAGCUCCUGACUGGGGACAAGGCACGCAUCAACAUCGAGUGCCUGGAGUGCUGUGGCAAGUACCUGUACGUGGGCACCAACGACUGCUUCAUCCACCACUUCCUCCUGGAGGAGCAGACCAUAGCCAAAGGCAGCGUGGUCUACCUGUCUCAGAAGCUCCAGCAGAAACACCUGGGACUGAAGAAAGCUGUGUCUGAGCUGAAGGCUGCCUCCGCGCUCGAGCGCCUCAUCGUGCUCUGCGAUGCCACCAUCUACGUCCAUGACAUGCUCUCCUUGGAGGUGGUGCCGUCGGGCAGCGCCAAGAUCAAGGGCGUGCUGUCCUUCUGCGUCAACGAGAACCCGGUGAGCGCCGACCCCUUCUGCGUGGAGCUGGGCGUGAUCUCGUCCCGGCGCCGAGCGGUGCAGAUCUACACGGUGCACGAGGACCGCGUGCAGCUGGUGAAGGAGCUCGGCACGCCGCAGCAGCCCUGCGCCCUCAGCCUGGACGGCUACUUCCUGUGCCUGGCGCUCACGUCGCAGUACAUGAUCCUCAACUACAGUACAGGCGCCUCGCAAGACCUGUUCCCCUACGACAGCGAGGAGCGCAAGCCCAUCAUCAAGAGGAUCGGCCGGGAGGAGUUUCUCCUAGCAGCCCCUGGAGGACUGGGUAUGUUUGCCAAUGCAGAGGGGAUGUCCCAGCGUGCCCCAGUGAACUGGUCUGAGGAUGUGGUUGGGGCAGCGGUGUGCUUCCCCUACGUGGUGGCCCUGGAUGAAGGCUUCGUGACGGUACACAGCAUGCUGGACCAGCAGCUCAAGCAGACCCUCUCAUUCAGGGAUGGACACAUACUGCAGGACUUUGAAGGCAAGCUGGUGUUGGCUUCCACAAAAGCAGUCUACAUGUUGGUGCCAUUACCUCUGGAGAGACAGAUCCAGGACCUGCUGGCUGGGAACAGAGUGGAUGAGGCACUUACUCUAACAGAGGGAGCGCGGCGAAACAUACCCAAAGACAGGUUCCAGAUUUUGCACAAAAGAAUUCUACAGCAAGCAGGAUUCAUCCAGUUUGGACAGCUUCAGUUUUUAGAAGCAAAAGAACAUUUUAGAAAAGGUCAGCUUGAUGUGCGGGAGCUCAUCUCUCUGUACCCGCUGCUGCUGCCCGCCUCCUCCUCAUUCGCCCGCUGCCAUCCGCCGCUGCACCCGUUUGCUGACCUCAACCAGCUGACGCAGGGCGACCAGGAGAAGGUCCAGCGCUGCAAGCGCUUCCUCAUCAGCUACCUGCACGAGGAGCGCAGCAGCGAGGGCCAGAACGGCGUCCGCGAGGAGGUGGACACGGCCCUGCUCAAGCUCUACGCCGAGGCCGACCACGAGAGCCUGCUGGACCUGCUGGCCUCCGACAAUGCAUGUCUGCUUGCAGACAGCGCCCCCUGGCUAGAGAAACACCACAAAUACUUUGCACUCGGGCUUCUGUAUCACUAUAAUGGCCAGGAUGCUUCAGCUGUACAGUGGUGGGUGCGGGUUGUGGACGGUGACCUGCAGGACCCCACCCGCUCAGACCUGUUUGAGUAUGUGGUGGACUUCCUAAGCUUCUGCCCCAACCUGGAUCUGGUCUGGAAGCAUGCUGACUGGGCCCUGAAGAGAGAGCAGAAGAUAGGGGCCCAGAUAUUCACCAAGAGGCCAGUGGACGGGGACCAGGGAAGUAAGAUGAACCCAGAGGACGUGGUCACAUACCUGCAGAAGCACAGUCACGCUCUCGUCCUCUACCUGGAGCACCUGGUGCUGGACCAGCACGUACAGAAGGAGAAGUUCCACUCUCAGUUGGCGCUGCUCUACACAGAGCGUGUGUUGGCCCUGCUCUCCCAGCCCUCCUCCCCAGCCCAGGCCCUCAGCCAGGCCCGCUCCAAACUACAGCGCCUGCUCAAGGAGUCCACCCUCUACCGGGUUCAGAUGCUACUAGGGAAGAUAGACGGCGUGGAUCAGCUGCUGGUGGAGCAGGCCACCCUGCGUGGCCGUCUGGGGGAGCACGAGCGGGCGCUCCACAUCCUGGUGCACCAGCUGCAGGACCGCUCGGCCGCGGAGGACUACUGCAGCUGGGCGGCCACCCCUCAGGAGCCCGCUCUGGGCCAGCAGCUCUUCCACCUGCUCCUGGCCACCUACCUGGACCCUGACGUCCCGGGGGGGGUGGACAGCGUGGCGGCCGUGGACCUGCUCAAUCGCCACGGCAACAUGUUCGAUGCGGUGCGCGUCCUGGGGAUCCUCCCCGAGGGCUGGUCCCUGCAGCUGCUCCGCCCGUUCCUGACCGCGGCCGUCCGGAAGAAUGCCCACGAACAGCGCACUGCCCAGGUGGCUCUGGGCCUGGCACGCUCGGAGAACCUCCAGCUCCUGCAUGACCGGCUCAAGACCCGCGGAGGCCCGGUGGUGGUGUCGGAGAAGAAGGGAUGCCAGCUGUGCCACAACACCUUCAGCGAGCCCGACUGCGUGUGCCUGCCUGGCGGCGUGCCCGUCCACACACACUGUGCCGCCCAGCGUCUGCGGGACUCCCCCACCAAGAGGCGCCUGGAGAACGGCAGCGACCACACAUGAGUGGGCCGGCCCCUGGGUGCGUGGAUGUAAAAGGAGCGUGUGGGGGGGGGGGGGAGCGUACAGGCUGGACAGGACAGGAGCGUGUGGACCCCCACAGCCCACCCAGGCCCGAGUCCUGGCCACAAGGACCCAGCUGAGGCCACACUCCCUCAGCCAUUGCCUUGAAACUGUGCCCUCUCGAAGCAAAGCUACUUUUUGUUCUCGUGUGUGUGUGUGUGUCUGCGAGUGCAGGAGGAGGAGGAGCGAGCCAGAGAGAGUGCAUGAUUGAGUGAGUCUGAAGUGUGUGUGUGUGUUUGUAUGCUAUUUAUUUCCAUCUAGUUAUCUGUGCACAGUAACACUUCACACCAGAAAAGCAACAGCUGUCCUUUUUUUAAAAAAAACAAAAGGACAAAAUGGCGAGUCACUUCACUGAAGAGAGACAGACCCCCUCCCCUCCCCAUCCUAAGACUUUUGCCAUGAACUGAUGUGAAUCCCUAAGGGCUGUUGGCUGUCUAGGUCAGUUGAAGAGUAUGUGGUAACAGUGGCUCUCUGAAGAGAGAAGUCUCACCAGAAAGACUGCAAAGGCCUCCAGUCUCCAGACGGCCCAUGUCCUGCACUCAAAUCUCCAUCCAGGUUUCAACAUCUUCUGUGAGACAGUCUGUAGCACUCAUCAAGGACUGCAGAAACAUGGAUGUGUCACUGUACGAUUUCAAAGGUCUGUCAUAUUUGCCACCAUAACCUGGAUUUUUGUUGAAAGAAAAUGCAAUGCUAGGUCUUGUUGGUUGCUAGUGGCGUCUACUCUUUGUGCUUUGCUCCAUCUAAGGUGUAGGCUUUACCAUUACCACAGCUAAACAAAACACAAACAACAACAUGCGUCACCAUACUGCAGUGGUUUAUGCAAGAUAAACAUGUUCUAGUUCUUUUCUUAGAGGAGCUAUGAUGAGCACAAGCCAAGGACACUGUUACUAAAACACCCUGAAAUCUUUGCUAGCCUCCACUCUGCGCUCUUUUCUCCCUCUCUCUCUUUCUCUCUUUUCUCUCUCUCUCUCUCACUCUCUCCGAAACCACAUAUCGCCAGUCUUUUCUCUCGCGCUGCAAAUGUGAAGACCCUGUGAGAUGUUUCAAAUGAAGUGAGUGGUCUCAUACUUUUCUGUGAAGGAAACAAGAUCAGACUUUUUUUUUUUCUUCUCUAUUACAGCCUUGAUCAAAGCCUUAUAAUUGUUAAGAUUAUGUGGGGACUUGUAAACAUGAUAUGUAGGCAGUUCCACUGGCCAUCUAGUGUCACUCUUGUUUUGUUUAGCCAUCUACCUGUGUGUGUGUGUGUGUGUGUGUGUGUGUGUGUGUGUGUGUGUGUGUGUGUGUGUGUGUGUGUGUGUCCUAAUCUGCAUUUGUUGUGCUGAUGUUUGCAGUGCUGUGAGGUGGUCUUUUAGGAAUCACAUUUAGAGAUCAUCUCAUCAUGUGGAGGUCUUCCAGGGUCGGUGGCGAGGUACUGCAUCAUUAUUUCUUUGGAGAUCUGACUUCAAGAAGAGAUGGAAAUAUGUCAGUUUACAGAAACUCCACAGGGUUGGAGGAAAUGUGGAAAGCACACGUAAUACACUGCCUAUAGAUUCAGCCCAUAACCACUGCAGGACAGGAAGGCCACUGUGGCCAGCACUAAGAGAUCACACGCCCCCUGCUGGACCUGUGUGGCAUCAGUGUCUACAGGAAGCAAUGGAAACAUCACCUCAUCAAAAUCAAAAUGGCAUCAUCCUUUGGCACCCGUUUUAGUGAUCUGGCCUUUGUUGAUGCAGUCAGUUUGUGCAUGAGCUAAUCCACUUCUCAGAUUUAUUUGAGGGAUUCCACUAAAUUGGUGUGAUUGCUGCUCUUUCAAAUUGAUUUAUUUGAGGGAUUCCACUAAAUUGGUGAGAUCACUGCUCUUUCAAAUUAUAUCUGUGUUCAAUUUUGAAGAAGUUAAUGCCUUGGAUGUUUUUGAAAUAAAAAAUUAGAUUUUUCAGUUCCUUAAGUUGUUGAAAAUAUGGCAAGCCUCAGUUUGUAGAUCUUGGGUUUGACUUGUACAUUGUGUACCUGUCAAGUCCUGCAGAGAUGUUAGCCUGGUACUUACAUAUGAAACUGUUUUCAAAUCCUUAAUCAGUUAUGGAAAAAAAAGAGAAAGCCUAUGACCCCUUUAAACCUAGCCCUCAAAGUACCUACAUUGCUAUAUCUUUAUAUCUUCAGAAGUAUUUUAUAAAUAUAAAUACUGGUAUGUAAAUAUUGUAUUUAUAACUGUCGCUUUGUAAAUCAUUGCCAAUGUGGGUGGAAUGUACAAACUGUAAAAACGUCCAUUUUAAUAAACAUGAUAAUGCUUAAA